Ostreobium quekettii is the source of this 948-nucleotide messenger RNA. The record is from the annotation of a GenBank genome assembly. NCBI's taxonomy places the organism in Eukaryota, Viridiplantae, Chlorophyta, Ulvophyceae, Bryopsidales, Ostreobiaceae.
AUGUCGCGCUGGAGCGCUCGUGCCCUGUCACGCCUCGCCGUUGGGCUGCAAUGGGAGUCGCGCGGCGUGUGGACACCCGUUGGGUCGGCAAUCCUCGGUGGUCCCUGCAGUCCAGCAGCUCCCUUCACCUCUUUGAGGAGCUUCUCUGCAGAUCCCCAGACAGGAAGUCGGCCUUCUGGUGGCUUUGUCAACCAGAGAGAAGUGGAAAAGUUCCAGAAGAUGGCGGGGCAGUGGUGGGAUCCGAGCGGGCCCCUCGGACCCUUGCACGAUCUGAACCCCACGCGUUGCAAGUUCAUCAGGGAGGCGUUGUGCUGGCAUUACGCUAGGGACCCCUACCACCCCCAGCCACUGUCAGGAAUUUCAAUUCUGGAUGUGGGGUGCGGCGGAGGCCUGCUUUCUGAGCCAUUGGCAAGAAUGGGAGCCACCGUGACAGGAAUCGACGUCGUGGCAGAUGCCGUGGAGGCUGCCAAGAUACAUGCUGCAGGAGAUGCUGCCAUCAGCUCCAGACUGAAGUUUCGUGCCGUGUCUGUCGACGACCUGCAAACAGAGGGCGCAAAAUUCGAUGUGGUGAUCGCAUCGGAGGUCAUCGAACAUGUGAAACACCCAAAAGACUUUAUCUCAACACUGUCUGGCCUCUUGCCAGAGCAGGGCAUGCUCAUCAUGUCCACUCUGAACCGUACGCUACGUUCAUACUGUUUGGCCAUUGUGGGCGCUGAGUAUAUGCUGGGCAUGGUCCCGAGGGGCACACAUGACUGGGCAAAGUUCAUCACGCCCCAGGAGCUGAUCAUGGCGACAGAGGAUACACCGCUGCAGGUCGCCCAGCUGUCAGGAAUGGUCCUGGAUCCCCUCAGGGGAAGGUGGUCGCUGCAGCAAGAUACAUCUGUGAACUACAUUGCUGCUUUUGUGCAUGGGAGCAUUGCUGAACAUAUGAAGGUUCAGGCAGUCUGA